This is a messenger RNA of Phycomyces blakesleeanus NRRL 1555(-), 519 nucleotides long. RefSeq lists its product as hypothetical. The transcript has 4 exons. The record is from RefSeq and is a predicted model, not a curated record. The coding region runs from base 1 to 519 and encodes 172 amino acids. NCBI's taxonomy places the organism in Eukaryota, Fungi, Mucoromycota, Mucoromycetes, Mucorales, Phycomycetaceae.
AUGACUUGCAAAAAAAAGUUCUGUUUGCUAUUAAAAGAUCUUCCCAAUAAGGCAAUCGAUUCACGGGGGUACAAGAAAGCUAUUGUUACACCCAAAAAAUCUCUCGUGGUGUACAACGUCACUGAAAAAUUGGCUUUGCAUAUUGCCAAUAAAAUUAUUGCCUUUUUUUUACUACAACAUCAGCGCAUAAUUUUUUUGACAUUUAACAUGAGCAACAUCAACAACAUCAACAACGCCAAUAAGAUUGUCAUUGUCAGCAAGUUGUCAAAGAAGUACGAUACUGCCUUGACUGAGUUCAACUCAAUCUUUCUUGUCAGAAGAGAAUUCUCUUCAGUUGUAGCUGUUAGAGAAGCUGCUAGGGCAUAUGGUGCCAAACAUAACAUUGCUCUCACCACUGCGUAUUCAUCAAGCUCUCGCAUUAAGCUAAUCUGUAAGCACUCUGGUGAAUACAGAGACAUCAGAAAGGCUGAGAAAGCUGCUCAAGUAUUGGUUAAUGGAGAAAGCCCUCUUUCUGGAUAG